Caenorhabditis remanei is the source of this 1305-nucleotide messenger RNA. RefSeq lists its product as uncharacterized. Lineage: Eukaryota; Metazoa; Nematoda; Chromadorea; Rhabditida; Rhabditidae. The record is from RefSeq and is a predicted model, not a curated record. Gene Ontology annotation, molecular function: mRNA binding. Bases 1 to 1305 code for a protein of 434 amino acids. Gene Ontology annotation, biological process: regulation of alternative mRNA splicing, via spliceosome; nervous system development. The transcript is spliced from 8 exons. Gene Ontology annotation, cellular component: nucleus; cytoplasm.
AUGGCUGAAAUAUUCGAAGAGGUGAGCACUGCUACUCACGCCUCUCACAAUGCAUGUGACCCGAAUGUAGUGAGCUCUGAGGCACUGCCCAUGCAAACUCUGUAUCAACUAUCUGCCUCAGGAGCAGCUCAACAAAAUCAGCAAAUUCCGAUUGGACUGGGUAAUUCACUGUUGUAUCAACAAUUGGCAGCCCAACAACAGAUUGCCGUUCAACAGCAUCAACAGCAACUCGCAGUUUCAGCAGCACACCAAUCUCAAAACAACAUCAUGCUGGCAACUAGUGCCCCAUCGCUGAUCAAUCACAUUGAGAAUCCAACAGAAUCGAAAGUCAAGGACGAUCCAAACAGCGACUACGAUUUGCAAAUUUCGAUUCAACAGCAUAUGGCAGCUGCUGCACAGGCAGCACAAUUGGGUCCCCAAAUGGGACAACCGCAGAUCGGUCCACAGAUUGUGGGACAACAAGGGCAACAGGUUGCAGUCACGACCGCCGGGCCAACGAAUGGCACAUCGGCCGUCACACAGCCCGAUCCCAGCACUAGCUCUGGACCCGAUGGACCGAAAAGAUUACACGUCUCGAAUAUCCCAUUCAGAUUCAGAGAUCCAGAUCUUAAAACUAUGUUUGAAAAGUUCGGCGUUGUUUCUGACGUAGAAAUUAUUUUCAAUGAACGUGGUUCAAAGGGAUUCGGAUUUGUAACAAUGGAAAGACCUCAAGAUGCUGAGAGAGCACGUCAAGAACUUCAUGGUUCGAUGAUCGAAGGUAGAAAGAUUGAAGUGAACUGUGCCACAGCUCGUGUACACUCAAAGAAAGUAAAACCAGCAGGAGGAAUUCUGGAUACUAUGAAUCCUCUGAUGGCUCAGUCCGCAAUGGCUGCACAGGCUCAAAUGAACAGAGCUUUUCUUCUGAGGAGCCCACUUGUUGCUCAAUCUCUGCUUGGAAGAGGCGCUGGUCUUAUCUCUGGAAUUCAGCAACCAAAUGCCUUCCAACUACAAGCUGCUCUCGCGGCCAAUCCAUUGGCACAACUUCAAGGGCAACCUUUACUAUUCAAUGCGGCUGCUCUUCAGUCCAGUGCGUUGCAACAAUCUGCAUUUGGAAUGGAUCAAGCAACGGUUCAAGCUGCUCUUCUGGCCAAUGAGCAAGCUCGGUUACAAUUUGCUGCCGCCGCUGCUCAAGGACGGAUUCCUUCAGCUGGAAAUGCGUCUGCAUUUGGAGAACAGUAUUUAGGAAAUGCAUUAUCAGCUGCUUCAUUAUCUUCAUAUCAAAUUAACCCUGCAUUGAGAACACUGAACCGUUUUACACCCUAUUAA